Molecule: messenger RNA, 1181 nt
Organism: Elgaria multicarinata webbii
Lineage: Eukaryota; Metazoa; Chordata; Lepidosauria; Squamata; Anguidae
Product: E3 ubiquitin-protein ligase TRIM15-like
Exons: 5
Coding region: 82-909 (275 amino acids)
Biological process (GO): protein ubiquitination
Cellular component (GO): cytoplasm
Molecular function (GO): ubiquitin protein ligase activity; protein binding
Source: RefSeq, a predicted model, not a curated record
AAUAGGGUAGACACUGAGAAGCGGAAGGUUGUUUCUGAAUUUGAAGAAGUAAAAAAGUUUCUGGAACAGCAAGAGAAAAACAUGCUAAAUGAAUUGGAAGAACUUGCGAAAGAGGGGGAGAAAUUUGUCACCAAACUCUCUGGUGAUGUCUACUUCAGUGAUACCCUCAUCCAUGAGAUGGAAGAGAAAAGUCGGCAGCCACCCACCACAUUCCUGCUGGGUAUUGAAGAAACCUUGAACAUGUGCAAGGUGGAAUUCCAGCAACAGCAUGUUUUUUCUGGACUGGAGAAAAAGCUUAAUGCCUUCUCUAAAAAGCACCUGAUUCUGCAAGAGACUGUGCGAGUGUUCAGAGAGGAUUUGCCACAACAACUGGAGGUGAACAAUGUGACCCUGGAUCCAGACACUGCUCACUGCAAUCUCAUGGUAUCCGAUCGCCAGAAAAAACUGACAAGUACAAAGAAUAAGCGUGUCUUGACUGACUAUCCCCAGAGAUUUAUCUUUUCGCCUUGCGUGCUGGGCUGUGAAGCGUUCACCUCAGGGAGGCAUUACUGGGAGAUGGAUGUAGGGAAAGAGGGAUAUUGGGCUGUGGGGGUGGCCAGAGAAUCUGUGGAGAGGAAAGAAUACAUCCAAAUAAAAUCAGAUGAGGGCAUUUGGGCUUUGGAAAAGGCAUGUAGUAGUAGCCUUACAGCUGACAGCGUCACACUACAAUGUAACCCUGCCUGUCUUAGGACAAUCGGUAUUUACCUGAAUUACGGCAAAAACAGGGUGUGUUUUUUUGAUGCCCAAAGGAGGAAUAUUCUACACACUUUCCAUUCAGCCUCUUUCAAGGACGAGAAAAUCCGUCCUUUUUUCUGGCUGAAAAAUGGGGAUAGAGCUCAAGCACAAUGUUGGAUUUGGUUAAGUUACUGACAGUGAGAUACAAAUGCAACAAUGACUGCUUCUGUUAUUUGAAAAGCAUUUAAUAGCAUAUGCUGAGUUUUUAAUUGACCUCAGAACUAUAUUUUGCCCUGGCUGACAGUUGUUUUAAAUGUAUACUGUCUUUAUAUGUUGUCUGUUUUUAUGCUUUUAUGGUUUUAAAUUUUGUAUAUUGAUUUUUAAAGUCCAAAGUUUUAAUUUUUGUAAACCGCCCAGAGAACUUCAGCUAUUGGGUGGUAUAUAAAUGUAAUAAAUAAUUAAAUGUA